This is a messenger RNA of Myodes glareolus (Bank vole), 2499 nucleotides long. The record is from RefSeq and is a predicted model, not a curated record. Lineage: Eukaryota; Metazoa; Chordata; Mammalia; Rodentia; Cricetidae.
UGUGUGUGUGGCAAUGUACACUAAUUAUAUGAAUCAGUGUUCUUAGCUGACAAGUAAAACUACCAAAUAUUUGGAUGAAGUACAUAUUUUUCUGACCUUUGUCUCUGCUACCCUCCGUGUUGUUCUUCCACUGUGUGAAAGCAGCCCAGCUCAAGUCUGCAUGCUCUCAGAUACAAAAGACAACACUACAAGCUAAGACUGCCUCUUCACUGACUGGUGUCUCCCAAAAAGAAAUUCUCAUGUUUGUAACUUGGGUGUCUUGGGAAGACUCUGCUUGGUUGAUUGUUUAAUGUUAGGAAGAACACUGUUUGCUUUUUAGUCAUAGUCUUUGGAAAGCCAGUUGUAACUAAACUGAUGUAUCAAAGGGACUUUUGAAUAGAGGAGGAAGGAAAUCGGGAACUCAGGAGUCUGGCCUGUGUUCAGCCAGAAGAAAAGGACCAUAGACAUUCUUCUCGCAGUUCACUCUUCCCAGGAUUUUGGAUAUGGUCUGACUGCGGAGUCCAGGUAGGUCUUGUAUUUGCAAACCGUUGCAUCAGUUUUCUGAGUGCUGACGUCACCAGCCUAUACAACCCAGCCUUCCCUCCUCGUUGGAAUCUGUUCUCACCAUAGUUCAUCUCUCACCAAAGAGAACUGAACUUGAAGCCCCCGCGAGCAGUCCGGUGCUUUGGGGGAUAAGAACACCUGCGCAAACGCACAAGGAAGGUGGGAGCCAGUUAACUUCCGGAUAACAGUUUGACUAUGCCUAUACAUACAGUCUGUGAAACGGUACAGUCUACCAAAAUGUUGCGCGUGGUAAGCUGGAAUAUCAACGGGAUCCGGAGGCCCCUGCAAGGUCUGGGAUGCCAGGUACCCAGUAACUGUUCAACGGUCUUGCGACACGUUUUGGAAGAGCUGGAUGCCGAUAUUGUCUGUCUCCAGGAGACCAAAGUGACCAGAGAUGCACUGAUGGAGCCCCUGGCUGUCGUUGAGGGCUACAACUCCUAUUUCAGCUUCAGCCGUGGCCAGAGUGGCUAUUCUGGUGUGGCCACUUUCUGUAAGGACAGUGUUACCCCAGUGGCUGCUGAAGAAGGCCUGAGUGGUCUGUUUGCCACCCUCAACGGGGAUAUUGGUUGCUAUGGAAACAUGACUGAGUUCACCCAAGAGCAGCUCCGGGCUCUGGAUAGUGAGGGCCGGGCUCUCCUUACGCAGCAUAAGAUCUGCACGUGGGAAGGCAAGGAGAGGCCCUUGACCCUGAUCAACGUGUACUGCCCAUAUGCGAAUCCUGGGAGGCCUGAGCGGCUGACCUUUAAGAUGCGUUUCUAUCGCCUGCUGCAGAUCAGAGCAGAAGCGCUCCUGGCAGCUGGCUGCCAUGUUAUAAUCCUGGGGGACCUGAAUACAGCCCACCGCCCCAUUGACCACUGCGAUGCUGGCAAUCUAGAGUGCUUCGAAGAAGACCCGGGGCGUAAGUGGAUGGAUGGCUUGAUCAGUGAACUGGAGUACCAGACUGAGUCCCAUGUAGCGCCUUUUAUAGAUAGCUACCGUUAUUUCUAUCCAAAACAGGAGAGAGCCUUCACCUGCUGGUCAGUGAUCACUGGUGCCCGCCGUCUCAACUAUGGUAGCAGAGUUGACUAUGUACUAGGAGACAGGACUCUAAUCGUAGACACUUUCCAAGAUGCCUUCCUGCUCCCUGAAGUUAUGGGCUCUGACCACUGCCCUGUGGGAGCUGUUUUGAAUGUGUCCUGUGUACCAGCAAAACAGUGCCCAGCUCUGUGCACCCGUUUCCUCCCUGAGUUUGCAGGUACCCAGCUCAAGAUUCUUGGCUUCCUAGUUCCUCGUGAACAAGCACUCAAGCGGGGGCAGCCAGUCCUGCAGCCCAGCCAUGAAGCCCAGGUCCAGAAACAGCAAAAAAUACAGGCCCACAGGCACUCAUCCAGGCCUCGAAAACGUCAAGGUGGCUCCAGAAGACGCCAGAAAGACCUGCUGAGUUAUUUUCAGCCUUCUGCUAGCCUUUCCCAAACUUCUGAUGUAGAACUACCUAGGCUGCCUCUGGUGGCCACCCUUCUUACCCCAAAGCCUCCAGAAGAGAAUAUGACAACCACAAUGGUGGAUGAGCAAACCAAGGAUUCUGAGGUCAAAGACGAGAAGGAGGUACAGACCUCAUUCUGGAAGUCUGUGCUGAGUGGGCCCUCACCCGCACCCCUCUGCAGAGGCCACAGGGAGCCAUGUGUGAUGCGGAUUGUGAAAAAACCAGGACCCAACCAGGGUCGCCAUUUCUAUGUGUGUGCCAGGCCACAAGGUCCUCCUAAUGACCCGUCAUCAAACUGCAACUUCUUCUUCUGGAGCAGGCCCAGCUGAACCAACUGAGACCUGGAGAUGUCCGGCCUGGUCACCCAUGCGCAGGAUCUGAUGCCAGGUCUCCAUCUCCUAAGUUUCCUUCUCCCCCGAGGCUGGCUUGCUUGCUUGCUUGCUUUCUUUCUUUCUUUCUUUCUUUCUUUCUUUCUUUCUUUCUUUCUUUCUUUC